This is a messenger RNA of Argiope bruennichi, 2145 nucleotides long. RefSeq lists its product as uncharacterized. Lineage: Eukaryota; Metazoa; Arthropoda; Arachnida; Araneae; Araneidae. The record is from RefSeq and is a predicted model, not a curated record. The coding region runs from base 1 to 2145 and encodes 714 amino acids. The transcript is spliced from 4 exons.
AUGAAGGAAGAAUCACAUGAUCAGGUAGUUCAUACUCUAGAUAAAAUGUUGAAAGAUGUGCCUGAAAUCAUUACAAUCUUGGCCAAUAUCAGUCAGAAUGGUGCAGCCGCAGAAAUAGUGACAAUAGAAGAGACCUAUGCCAGUUUGAAAAAUGCUCUGAAAGAACGUUUUGAUAAUAAACGCUUAUGCGUUCAAAGCCAUUUCAAUGACAUUUUGACUUUAGAAAUCCAUACAUCCGACUCAGCAAAAGCUUUACGAGCUUUUGUGGACAAUUGUAUUAAACAUGUUCGAGCGCUUAAAAUUAUGGGUUUAGAACAAAACUCUUUUUCUGAAUCAUUAUUGAUCAAUAUUUUGAUGAAAAAACUAGAUAGAGAAUCAAGAAGACAAUUUGAACUUUCUUUGGUAUCAUCUAAUUUACCUACAUGGUGCGAAUUCAUUGAAUUUUUAGAGAAAAGGUGUCUUGUUCUUGAAAACAUUCAAGGGAGCAUUACCGCAAAAUCAAAACCGCAACAAGAAUCCAAUAAAAAAUCUCAUUCAUUUUUUGUAGGAAAUAAUUCAAAGAAAGUGUGUGUCGCAUGUAAUAAGCCUUUACACCCUUUAUUUAAAUGUGAAGCAUUUUUAAAAUUAAAUCCCGUGUCUAGAUUGAAUAUGAUCAAAAAUACGCAUUGUACUAAUUGUUUAUCGGAUUCUCAUAAAACGAAUCAUUGCCGCAGCAAUAACCGUUGUAAGAUCUGUUCUGGCUUUCAUAAUAGCCUUCUUCACGUUGAUUCUUCUAUAAGAAAUAAAAAACAACAGCAACAAACCUCAACCAAUAAAUCUAGUGAUCAUCAAAAUACUUCAGACUCUAACUCAAAUGCUUUAGCUCAAACAGAAAUAUCUCCUUCUCUCUGUUCGCAAGAUCGAAAGACAAAAAAUGCAAAUUCAUCUAUUUUGCCUACUAUUAUUGUUUAUAUUAAAAACGCCGCUGGUCAGAAAAUACCUUUGCGAGGCAUCUGUGACACUGGGUCUCAGAAUUCCUUUAUAACUACAGAAGUCGCGAAUAAAUUAGCUCUUAAAAAAUAUAAAAAUAAUGUAACGAUUUCCGGUAUCAAUGGAAAAACAAGUCAGUUACAUUCAAAAGUGUUAGCAGAGAUUUCAAAUAGCGAUGAAUCAUACGUUACAAUAGCUCAGUUGCUCGUCAUUCCAAAAAUUACUGAAUAUAAUCUGAUUUUACUGAAUUUGCGUUUCGGAUUUAUUGAUAGCUCUGCAAAAGAAGGAGAGUCAGAAUUUAAUCAUAAAUUCUGUGGUCUUGUUACGCAGAAUGAUAAUUUAGAAAAAAUAAUAGAACGAUUUUGGCAAGUCGAAACAUUACAUGAAAAUAAAUUUUCUUUAAGUGAAGACUCAAUUUAUUGUGAGGAACAUUUCAAGCAAACAUAUAAACGCAAUGAGGUAGGUAGAUAUAUUGUGGAAAUGCCAAUAAAGGAGAAUCCUCCUGUGUUAGGUGAAUCAAAACAAAUAGCGCGAAAUCGUCUAGACAGUUUAAUUACAAGGCUAAACAAAAACCCGCAAAUGAAAAAGCUCUAUUCUGAAUUCAUUGAGGAAUAUGAAGCUCUUGGCCACAUGGAAAGAGUAAUGGAAGAUGAAUUACCAGAAACUAAUUAUUUUUUACCUCAUCAUGGAGUCUACAGGGAAGGAUCUACAAGCACCCCUCUAAGAGUAGUCUUCAAUGCUAGCUCCCCUAGCUCUAAUGGAGUUUCAUUAAAUGAUUUAUUGUGUAAAGGUGAUGUUGUUGAGGACAUUUUUGAAUUAAUAUUAAGGUUCAGGACACACAAGUUUGCCUUUACAUUUGACAUUCAAAAGAUGUUUCGUCAGAUUUUAGUUGCGCCACAUCAAAGAGACUAUUUACGAAUUUUAUGGUUUGAUGAAAACUCUCAUCAAGAAGUAACAUUUAGAUUAAAAACUGUGACAUAUGGCAUUUCAUGUGCACCUCAUCUUGCCAUACGCACCAUUAAACAAUUAGCUUUAGAUGAAGCGUCGAACUUUCCGUUAGCAUCGGAAAUGGUUUUACGCGACCUUUACAUGGAUGAUGGGAUUAGAGGCGCCCCGGAUAUCCAAACUGCUCAAAUUCUACAACAACAGCUGAUAAAAAUGUUCGCAAGACCAUGA